Messenger RNA from Daucus carota subsp. sativus, 2206 nucleotides. RefSeq lists its product as uncharacterized. The record is from RefSeq and is a predicted model, not a curated record. The transcript is spliced from 2 exons. Bases 300 to 2051 code for a protein of 583 amino acids. Gene Ontology annotation, molecular function: zinc ion binding. NCBI's taxonomy places the organism in Eukaryota, Viridiplantae, Streptophyta, Magnoliopsida, Apiales, Apiaceae.
UAACAAUACACUCACCAGAUCUGAAUAGAAGUAUAAAAUGACGACAAUACCCUCACCCCCAAAUCAACAAAAAAAUCAAAACCCAAUUGUAACCCUAACAUUUCAUCAAAAUCCCCAAUCCACUUCGCUCACCAGUUCAUAUGUACCAUUUUUGAUUGGAUUUCACGUGGAGGAUCUUACAUUGUGUUGCAUUCAAGUAAUAUAGAACAAUCUUACUAUCAUUUUAGUUACCUCUUAAACGUCAGUAAUUGCUAGAACGACUGAUGGUUUUUAAGAGGUCAGUUGUUGCAAGUUAAGCUAUGGAGGAACAACCUUUUAUUGUUGGUCAAGAGUUCCCUGAUGUCAAGUCCUUUAGGAAUGCAAUUAAAGAAGCUGCGAUUGCACAGCACUUUGAGCUUCGCAUCAUAAAAAGUGACCAGGUACGCUACUUUGCCAAGUGUGCUGCGGAAGGUUGUCCCUGGCGGAUACGAGCAGUUAAGCUUCCCAGUGCUCCAACAUUCAUUAUAAGAAGCAUCGCAGGGCCACAUACUUGUGGUAAAAAUGCCCAAAAUGGACAUCACCAAGCUUCUGUUGAUUGGAUUGUGAGUUUCAUAGAGGAACGCUUACGAGAUAAUAUGAAUUACAAGCCCAAAGAUAUUUUGCAGGAUAUACAUAAACAAUAUGGGAUCAGCAUACCCUACAAACAAGCCUGGCGUGCCAAGGAGCGUGGCCUCCAAGCAAUUUACGGCUCUUUUGAAGAAGGAUACUUUCUCCUCCCCGCAUAUUGCAAGCAGAUCAAAACAACCAAUCCUGGUAGUAUAGUGGAAAUAUAUACUACUGGUGCAGAUAACCGAUUCCACAGGCUCUUUGUAUGUUUGUACGCUUCUAUCUAUGGGUUCCUGAAUGGUUGCUUGCCAAUCAUUAGCCUUGGUGCUCUCCAUUUGAAGAGCAAAUACCUUGGGACAUUAUUGUCAGCGACUUCUUAUGACGCUGAUGGUGGAUUUUUUCCACUUGCUUUUGCGGUUGUUGAUGCGGACAAUGAUGAGAGCUGGAUUUGGUUUUUAUCAGAGUUGUACAAGUCUCUAGAGAUGAACAUAGAUAGAGUUCCACAGCUUACCUUUCUAUCAAAUGGACAAAAGGGCAUUAUAGAGGCAGUUAAAAGAAGAUUUUCAAGUUCUUAUCAUGCAAUUUGUAUGCGCCAUAUGAGUGAGGCCAUUGGCAAAGAGUUCAAGAAUUCAAGACUCAGUCAUCUCUUGUGGAAAGCUGCAUGUUCCACCACCGCCAUUGGUUUCAAGGAAAAGAUGGCAGAAAUUGAAAACAUGUGUCCAGAUGCAGCAAAAUGGCUUCAACAGUUCCCUCCGUCACAAUGGGCGUUGUUAUAUUUUGAAGGAAAGAGAUAUGGUUAUCUCUCUUCCAAUAUCGAUGACUUCAACAAAUGGAUUCUUGAAGCUCGAGAGUUGCCCCUAUCUCAAAUUAUUGAAAGGAUUCACAUUAAAUUGAUUUCAGAAUUUGAAGAAAGACGGAUAAAGAGUGUUUUAUGGUUCUCUGUGCUUGCCCCUUCUGCUGAAAAACGUUUGAUGGAAGCAGUGGACCUUGGUUCUUCAUAUCAAGUCCUUCGCUCUGACGAGGUGGAAUAUGAGGUAAUAUCAGCAGAAAGAUCAGAAAUUGUGAAUAUAGGCACCCAUUCUUGUUCUUGCCGUGAUUGGCAGCUGUAUGGCAUACCAUGCUCCCACGCUGCUGCUGCUCUCCUCUUUUCUAGAAAAGAUAUUUAUGCUUUCACUGAUAAGUUUUUCACCGUAAGUCGUUAUAAUGAAGCAUAUCUGGAAAUUAUACAUCCUCUUCCCAGCAAGAUUGAAUGGCAGAAGGAUGCUCUACCUUCUUUGGAAGAUGACACACCUGCGGUAAGGCCUCCAAAGUCCCGCAGACCUCCUGGAAGGCCUGAAAAGAAGAAAAUGUGCAUAGAGGACCUAAAUCGUGAGAAGCACACUGUUCAUUGUAGUCGGUGCAACCAAUCAGGACAUUACAAGACAACUUGCAAAUUAGAGACUGCCAAGAAUCUGGAGCAGUGCUAGCUUUUAGAUCUAAGUCACCAGAACUCUAGGUCCGUGUAACAUGUAGAAAUUAGUGAUAAGUCAGUGUUUGUGCAACUAAUACAAGUUAUAGAGGUGUUGUAAGAUAUGACAUUGUCAUUGUAAUUAUAAAUGUAUCAUCUUCGAACAUCAUCAAA